Messenger RNA from Melanotaenia boesemani (Boeseman's rainbowfish), 2912 nucleotides. It is a transcript of the gene slc33a2, whose product is annotated as major facilitator superfamily domain containing 3. The transcript is spliced from 6 exons. Lineage: Eukaryota; Metazoa; Chordata; Actinopteri; Atheriniformes; Melanotaeniidae. The record is from RefSeq and is a predicted model, not a curated record. Gene Ontology annotation, molecular function: transmembrane transporter activity. Gene Ontology annotation, cellular component: membrane. Gene Ontology annotation, biological process: transmembrane transport. The coding region runs from base 221 to 1486 and encodes 421 amino acids.
ACUACUGUAAACAAACCGAGGCUGCUUUACGGUUAGCUAACGCUGGACUAACCGACUUUCUUCUCAGUAUGUGUAAAACUGUCUCUCACUACCCAUGCCUGUCAGUUCAUCUGAAUCCACCAGUUUAUUUAAAGCCUGGCUUUAAUCAAAAUGACAGCAACCUGACCCAUGGACCACUGCAGUGUUUGCUCUAUCAGAGGAUUACUUUUGGAGGAAGAUCAUGAAUGACAAACUCGUUUUCCUGGGCUUGCUUUAUUUUGUCCAGGGCAUCCCUUAUGGUCUUCAGUCAUCUCUGCUUCCAAUCUACUUGCGUGGAGCUGGUCACUCUCUCACCCGCAUCGGUUUUACCAAGAUCCUCUACUUUCCCUGGGUACUCAAGGUACUCUGGGCCCCUUUGGUUGACCGACUUGGUACUAAGCGCCGCUGGUUGGUGGGAACAGUGACUGGACUUGCUCUGACAUGCCUGACCAGUGCUGUGCUGGCACCAGAGGCACACAUCUGGGGAGUGGCCGGAACUCUGUUGGCAAUGAACACCCUUGCCUCUGUUCAGGAUAUUGCUGUUGACGGGGCUGCAGUUGGGUUAUUGAAAGGACGAGGGGAGCUGGGGUUGGGUAAUACUGCUCAAGUUGUAGGCUAUAAGGCUGGAUCUGUGUUUGCUGGAGGCGGGCUCUUGGCUGUAAUUGACGUUGCUGGAUGGAGCUGGAUGUUCAUGUUGCUGAUGUUUGUGUAUGCAGGGGUAGCUCUCUUUGUGUGGGGAGCCCCUGUUCUGGAUGAUGAGACUAUAAGGGGCCCGCAGGUGGAUGGCGGCAGGAGGGGAGGGCAGGGGGUGGAUGCUGUAAGGCCAUGGAGGGUGUGGAGAAAGCUGCUGGCCGUGCCCGGCACACCUUGGACAGUACUGUAUGUGCUCACAUACAAACUAGGUGAGCAGGGUGCAGUUACCAUGUUUCCUCUUUUCCUGUUGGAUCACCACAUGACUGCCAGGGAACUCGGCUUCUGGAACGGUGUUAUUGCAAUGGGCUUCUCCAUCUGUGGGUCAUCUCUAGGAGGCCUUUUGCUUGCUCAGUUCAGCAUCGGGGCUCUGAUGCGCCGUGUGUUUGUGCUGCGAACCGUCAGCAUGGUCUUCCAGAGCUCUCUGCUCACUGUACUAGAACCAUCACCACUCAUGAAAGGUAUGGCAGUCCUCAGCAUGAGUGUUCAACACUUCCUGGGAGGUCUUAUCACAACGCUCACCUUCACUACAAUGAUGCAUUGUACCCAGAGGGCAGAGGACAGCAUUCAGGCCACCCACUACAGUUUCCUGGCGACUCUAGAGGUGCUGGGAAAGCUGAUGUUCAGCGCUCUGGCUGGAGGUGUGGUGGACUGGUUUGGCUUCCAAGUUGCCUUCCUCUUCUUCCUCACCCUCUCCGCUGGAACAGCCCUGCAUGUGUGGACGGCUACCUAUACCGGUGCUCUCCGGGAGCAUCAGGUCAAAGAACAGCCCAAAUGAGAUCAGACUUAACAGUCCCGAUUCAGGACAAGCGCAGGUGCUGAAAGUAGUUUGCCUACAAGUAUUUAGACACAACAAAUGCUUUUAAAAUUCUGUUAAAUGUAUCAAAGUUUCAGCAAAUAAUUUCAGUAUAGAUGAUCUCACAUAAGUAUCAGCCAUUUUUUAGGGAGAAAUCAGCCAUGCCUUCAAGUACUCUGAUAGUGUGCUUUUGUUUUGUCAUUCACUGGCCAAAUUGACCUUACAUUUAUUUUUUUUUUGUUUUUGAAGUAUCGGAAAAAGUCUUAAAACAGUUCUUAUGCGAUGAACCUUGCCCAUACUGUUUGGUGAAGCUGUGUUGAGUGUUACGGACAUAGUGGGUCUGGUACAUCCAGUUAGCAUGUAAGGGGUUUAGUGUAGGUGGCAGUGAUAUUUACAUAUUGAGGGUUUAGAUGUACUUAGAAUAAAAAGAAGCUGUAAUCAAAACUGCUUCUCCCAUUUGAGCCAUGUUAGCAUUUGUAUGAGCCAGCAAUAAGAACUGUAGCCAAAAGCAAUAUUGCUAUUUUGUUCUGUCAUACUGUACUGUAUAUGAAUUUAUUCAUCUUUUUCCUAAGUUGUACGGUUUACAUCUAAAUGGAAAAAAAAAUCUCUGCUACCUCAGUCAGCACUGUAUGUUACUAUACAGUUACACAGAAUGUACAGUAGCUGCACAAAGUAGAGUACCCACUCAUUACCACUGAUUAUAAAUACGUUAAGUUAAAUGGUUCACCAAAGUAAGUAUGUAGUUGCAGGGCCUUUCUCCUUAAAUAGAGAAUAAAUGUCAUUCAGCUCUUGAAUAAGGAGCAUUUAUUUCUUGUCAAUAAACACUUAUUUGCAGAAUAAACUCCCUUCCCUGGUGUAAUUGGAUCGAUUACUUGAUAAAACCUCAGCCAUAUACAUUGGAUGGUGCCAUUUUGUCUCAGUUUUUGACUUAGACUCAUUAAGAGUCUCAGUUUUAAAGAAAACUUGAAUAACCAUGAUUAUAGUGGGACAUUAGAUUCCCUGGUAAAAUUGUUUAAAUGUUGUGUUUUAUGAUUAAAAAAGCAAAUGCACAAUUACUAUACUGUAACUCAUCAUAGUACUGUAUCCUGUAGAGGAUUCAUUUUCUUCCGGCUUAAGAUAUGAAUAAAUCAGCAGCCUCUUAAACAGUCUUAAAUUGAUAAUUGUGUUGGAGAGAACCAGUUCUAAGCUCUGGCCCUUUGCUGGAUGAAUCCGUUUGCAUGAAGGCAUCUCAAUAAGUUUAGCAAACUGAAAGAGAAGAUCACAUGCUUUCACUCUUUAUAAAGUAAGGAUGCCAUACCAUAUUAGCAGUGUUUUCAUGGAGCCAGGUUGUCUAAUCAUACAGAGCACUUGUUGCCUCUCAGCUACUGUGUUGCUGGAGAUUUGCACAAUAAUAAAGCUGCUGAGUGAA